This is a messenger RNA of Antrostomus carolinensis (chuck-will's-widow), 1120 nucleotides long. It is a transcript of the gene UBXN2B, whose product is annotated as UBX domain protein 2B. Gene Ontology annotation, cellular component: cytosol; nucleus. Gene Ontology annotation, biological process: nuclear membrane reassembly; proteasome-mediated ubiquitin-dependent protein catabolic process; Golgi organization. The annotation marks the transcript as partial. The record is from RefSeq and is a predicted model, not a curated record. The transcript is spliced from 8 exons. Lineage: Eukaryota; Metazoa; Chordata; Aves; Caprimulgiformes; Caprimulgidae. Gene Ontology annotation, molecular function: ubiquitin binding.
UUGGCCUUGGCAGAGUUGUAUGAAGAUGAAGCUAAAAGGCAGUCAUUGUGUCCUGACAAACCAACAACUACAAAGAUCAACAACACAAAGGUGUCACAGAGUCUUAAAAUUGAUUCUCUUAGAAGGUUGAGAAAACCAGAGAGAAGCAUGAGCGAUGACAAAGAAAACCAAAGAUUUUAUUCAGGUGACUCGGAAUAUAAAGGAUUACAGAUUUCUGGAGCUUCUAAUAAUCCAAGUAAAAUUGUUGCUGAACUCUUCAAAGAGGCAAAAGAGCAUGGAGCUGUCCCGUUAGAUGAAGCCUCAAGAGCAUCUGGUGAUUUCAGUAAAGCUAAGUCAUUUUCUGGUGGUGGAUAUAGAUUGGGUGACUCAUCACAAAAGCACUCUGAAUACAUAUAUGGGGAAAAUCAAGAUGUUCAAAUUUUGCUGAAACUAUGGAGGAAUGGCUUCAGUUUAGAUGAUGGCGAGUUGAGAUCCUAUUCAGACCCAACAAACGCUCAGUUUCUUGAGUCUGUUAAAAGAGGGGAAAUUCCUGUGGAACUGCAGCGACUUGUUCAUGGCGGCCAGGUUAAUUUGGAUAUGGAAGACCACCAGGAACAGGAAUAUGUGAAGCCUAGACUGCGAUUCAAAGCUUUCAGUGGAGAAGGGCAAAAACUUGGAAGUCUUACACCUGAAAUAGUCAGCACACCUUCUUCCCCAGAGGAGGAGGAGAAAUCCAUUCUUAAUGCUCCUGUUCUGAUUGAUGAUUCCAUGCCAGCAACUAAAAUUCAGAUUAGGUUAGCAGACGGAAGCCGAUUAAUACAAAGAUUUAAUCAAACACACAGGAUUAAGGAUAUUCGAGAUUUCAUUAUUCAGUCCCGUCCAGCAUUCGCCACAACUGAUUUUGUUCUUGUGACUACCUUUCCAAAUAAAGAGCUAACAGAUGAAAGCCUGACACUACAAGAAGCAGAUAUACUUAACACUGUGAUUCUUCAGCAAUUAAAGUAAUCUUCCAGUUUUUCAUACGAUAUAAAGAGCGUGCUGUAUUGUCAUACAAUAUAUUUCCAACAGAUGAAAAAAAGGAGAGAUCAGUGUCUUUUUAUUCCUCCACUUCCUUGGAUCAGAUUUUUCGGUUUUAUGUCUU